Messenger RNA from Aspergillus novofumigatus IBT 16806, 484 nucleotides. RefSeq names its product LYAR-type C2HC zinc finger protein. Gene Ontology annotation, cellular component: nucleolus. The transcript has 2 exons. Gene Ontology annotation, molecular function: DNA binding. Lineage: Eukaryota; Fungi; Ascomycota; Eurotiomycetes; Eurotiales; Aspergillaceae. Bases 101 to 373 code for a protein of 90 amino acids. The record is from RefSeq and is a predicted model, not a curated record. Gene Ontology annotation, biological process: negative regulation of transcription by RNA polymerase II; rRNA processing.
AGUUCUCUUUGCAACCUAAAAGCUAGUCACUUUGUUGUCUCUCCGUUCGGAUCCAAUAGUUCGCGCAGACACUUGCUGAGCGGGUGAUAGCGGGGUCAAAAUGGUUUCCUUUUCCUGUGAGGCUUGUGGUGAUGUCCUCACCAAGAAAAAGCUUGACCCUCAUCGCAACCAAUGCCGAGGCGCAUCCUUCACUUGCAUCGAUUGUAUGGUACACUUCCAGGGAACUAGCUACAGAUCGCAUACGGUAUGUCUAUCGCUUUUUUGGCUGUCGGCUCUAGAUUUCGCCAGCGCAUAUCUCUUGUGCGGACUCGUUCCUGCAUUGUCGCGUUGUUUUAAUAGCAAAUGGGCAGCGGUCGCUGGGAGAAAUUCUUGACAACCCUCGCUGUCGCUUUAUAGCUCCAGCUGACUGUCUGCUUUAUCUAGUCAUGCAUGUCCGAGGCCCAAAAGUACCAGGGCGCAUUGUACAAGGAGAAGCCGACGAAAA